This is a messenger RNA of Paramecium tetraurelia, 558 nucleotides long. RefSeq lists its product as uncharacterized. The transcript is spliced from 4 exons. Lineage: Eukaryota; Ciliophora; Oligohymenophorea; Peniculida; Parameciidae. The record is from RefSeq and is a predicted model, not a curated record.
AUGCAAAAUAAAUACAUACCAAUUACAAAAAAUAUACCUAAAACAAUUUUGAAUAGAAGGUUUAAAAAACUAUAAGAAUUGAUUGAAAAGGAGGAAUACUUUAGCGAGGAAUAAAUUAGAAUGAGAGAUCCAUUAUUAUAUUUUAUCUAUGUCGGACAGUACAUUCGUAAUUAGAACAAAAGGCCAGAUGGUAAUAUAGUUUUAUCAGAAAUAUUGAUCGAUCAAAUUUAGAAAUAAGAAUACGAAAUUCAUUUAUAAGAAAUGUAUGAUAAAUUAGGUCCAAAUCAUGAUUAUCCAAAUUUAAUGAUUGAGGCAAGAAUAAAGGAUGCAGACUUGGAGGAUCAGGAAGACAUAUUAAUACGAUUGAUGCAUGAUAGAUUCAUCAAUGGAUUAGACAAAGAUUUCAUAGAUUACUAAUAAAUUGAUUAAAAUGAAGAUUAUGAUGAUUAAAAAUAGAUGAAUUUAGAUAUGGAGGAGGAAUAUUUUGAAAAUCUAAAGGGGGAUGUAAGAGAAGAAGAAGUGAAAUAGUCAGAAUAUACAGGAAUUCAGGAUUAUUGA